CACCCCGUCGACCGACACCUCUUGGUCAUGAGCAGUGCUGAUGCGAUGUAUGACAUCGAAGGAGGUGGUUCGGAUCGAGUACAGCAAGGGUACCGGAUUGAGCCGCUCAACCGCCUCGCUUUUCCGAAAGGCAAGAUUCCCAGAUGCGAGAUCUCGGGCCAGGCGGCAACUGUCGCCUGUAUCACGCCGCACAUCACCCUUUACUACGCUACUGAGGAGCAGGCGGAGCAGGCAUGGCACGGUUAA
Molecule: messenger RNA, 246 nt
Organism: Ectocarpus sp. CCAP 1310/34
Lineage: Eukaryota; Phaeophyceae; Ectocarpales; Ectocarpaceae
Source: the annotation of a GenBank genome assembly